This is a messenger RNA of Ornithodoros turicata, 855 nucleotides long. RefSeq lists its product as uncharacterized. Gene Ontology annotation, biological process: DNA integration. The transcript has a single exon. The coding region runs from base 1 to 855 and encodes 284 amino acids. Lineage: Eukaryota; Metazoa; Arthropoda; Arachnida; Ixodida; Argasidae. The record is from RefSeq and is a predicted model, not a curated record. Gene Ontology annotation, molecular function: nucleic acid binding.
AUGCAAACUCACGGGGUGAAACACACCAAGACGCCACCAUACCACCCGUCAUCUAACGGUGCCGCGGAGCGCCUGGUACAGACGACAAAGAAGACACUACGAAAGCAAGUCCUUCAGGACCACAACUCUGGUCAGGUUAGACCAAUCUCUGAACGUAUCGACAGCUUCCUCAUGGCGUACAGGAAUACGCCGUCUACAGUAACUGGUAAGACACCAGCCGAACUUUUUCUAAAACGUACACCACGUACUAUAUUAUCGCUACUUAAACCAAGCUUCCUAGAUGAUAUGCGCAACAAUCAAGGCAUUGAUCACCAGAAAAGUUUGCAUCGCCGCAAGCCCAGAUUUUUCAGUGAGGGACAACCAGUCUACGUUAAGACCGUACGAGGAGAAGGUAUCGCCUGGGAAGAAGGGACAACUGUGAGUGUGGUUAGCCCUGUGACGUUUGUGGUGAACGUAAACGAACAGGACCGGUUUGUGCAUAGUGAUCAUCUGCGAUGUCGAUCAGUGUUUCCACAGACCUUUGCGAAGCAUAAGGUGCCAGUGACAAGUACCAGGGCUCCGAGUCCAUCUGCCCAGCAGCCGCCGGAUGUAGCUGACAUCCACCGUCGCGAUAUUCCGUCUACCCCGCCUCCGGACAAGCAGGCUGCGACCCCGGAAAAGACCCGGAACCCCUCCACUCCGCUUUCUCAGAGGUCACCCAGUGGACAGCCUGCAACGCAAGACGCUGGGAACGAUCAACUUGGAUUCCCCUCCACAUCAGCUACGACGCCGCAACACGAGACACCAGUCAUCCGCACAAGUUCCCGCGUUUCAAGACUUCCCGACCGCUACCAAGCACCAGACUUCAGAAAAUGA